Molecule: messenger RNA, 5277 nt
Organism: Bicyclus anynana (squinting bush brown)
Lineage: Eukaryota; Metazoa; Arthropoda; Insecta; Lepidoptera; Nymphalidae
Product: chaoptin
Exons: 5
Coding region: 243-4364 (1373 amino acids)
Molecular function (GO): protein binding
Source: RefSeq, a predicted model, not a curated record
GUGGAACAGACGCGCUGUACGGUUGGCAACUACCUCUUGAUCGUUACGCUUCGUUCGAAAACGGGUGAACUGUACAGACAAUCGAACGUUAUUCCAUCGAAUUAAAUAAACAAGUUUGAUGUGUUUCCAGUGUCGCUAUGGAUUUGAUUUUUAAAAUGGAUUUGAUGCGGAAACUAGACGUAGGGGGAAAAAGUUUUUGUUCGAAUGGAAAACGUUAGUAACAUCAAUGAAGCAAGCGGUCGAUGAUAAUGGAUAUGAGGUUCUUCUCACGCUUUAUGAAAUGUGGUAUACACGCCCUUUUUAUAAUCAUUCAUAUUCAGACACUGCAAGGAAAAGAACAACCACAAUGUCCGAGCUUAACAGAAAACCCAUUUUGUCCAUGUUACAGUUCUGAAUUAGGUUUAAGUUUGGAGUGUCCUAGAGCUACACCUGAUGUUGUAAAAAAUGUGCUUACGAAGAUAAAGGGAACAAUUCGCUAUUUAUCAAUAGAUGAUUUAGACAAAUCAACAAAUGAAUUGGAGAUAGGGCUUUUUCCUUCACAUGUGAAAAUAAACAAUUUGCAAAUAGCGAGAUCUGCCAUAAGGAGAGUAAGCCCAAACGCUUUUACAGCAGUUCGGGAGUCACUGGGAUCUUUAAGCAUCGUGGCCAGUAAAUUAAACAGGAUACCACAUGAAGCUUUAAUUCAUCUUAAUAAUAUUGAAGCAGUUGACUUCCAAGUUAAUGAUAUAAAAGAUAUAGAAGCAAAUGCCUUUCAAAAUUUGAAAUUGAAAGAAAUAAAUGUAAGAGGAAAUAAAAUUGCAAAUAUUUCUGAAAAUGCUUUCGUCGAUCUCGGUGAAACAUUAGUCAAACUGGAUAUGUCGCACAACUUUCUUGAAACUUUUCCUUUACAAUCACUCGUAAACCUCAAAAAACUUACAAAACUAAGAUUAAUUUCAAAUAAAAUUUACACAAUACCGGAAAAUAUUAACGACACGAUACCUAAUUUAACUAGCUUGGACUUAAGUUCAAAUGUAUUUUAUAGAAUAGAUAAAAAUUGGUUUACGAGUAUGCCUAAUUUAGAAACAUUAAUAUUAGUUGAAAAUGAAAUCAAAGAUAUUGCCGAAGAAGCAUUUAGUUCUUUAGAGCAUUUAACUAACCUAGAUUUAAGUCGAAAUAAUAUUAUUAACAUAGAAAAAAAUACAUUUCAAAGAAAUGUGAAUAUUGAAUCUAUAGACUUAAGGUAUAACCACUUACAUCAUGUAAAUGGUUUAUUUGCCAAUCUUAAACAUCUAUCUGAAAUACUUUUAUACGAAAAUAAUAUUCUGGAAAUAUCAGAUGACACAUUUUAUAAAACCACAGGUUUAAUUGUUCUUAAUAUAGAGUAUAACGCUAUACGCUUACUAAGUCCAAACUGUUUUGAUUUUUUACAAAACCUUACUCAACUUCAUAUUGGAAAAAACUUUUUGAAAACCCUUCCAACUAAUAUUUUCAAAUUCAAUCAAAGACUUGAAUUACUAAGUUUAGAUAAUAAUGAAAUUAAAGAGUUAGAUGAUUCAUUAUUUGAUAAUUUAGUAUCAGUACAAGUGUUAAGGUUACAAAACAACAAAUUAACACACGUAAAUAGCAAUAUAUUUAGCCCACUUUUGGGGCUUUUAGAGUUGCAUUUACAAGGUAAUUCUAUACAAACUAUUGAUACAAAUGCUUUUAUAACACUGAUAAAACUUCGAAACAUUUAUUUGCAUGAUAACAGAUUGAAUAUAAUAGGCGAUAUAUUACCAAAUCAAAAUUCUUCAUUAACUUACAUAAAACUAACUUCUAAUCGGUUGUCGUUGUUAAAAGAUAGCUUCCUUAGAGGACAAAUAAAUUUAAAGUGGAUGUGGCUAUCUGAAAAUUAUAUCAAAAUGUUAACCCCUUUUAUGUUCAGUGAUUUAUUAAAUAUUCUAGUACUACAGUUAAAAAAUAAUAGUAUAAUGCACAUAGAGAACAAAACAUUCGGAAAUCUAAAAAAAAUCGUAUUUUUAGAUUUAAGCUAUAACAAACUAAGUGAAAUACACAAUGAAACCUUUUAUAAUCUUGUAACCUUAGAAGAACUGUUGUUGAAAUGUAAUAACAUAAAACAUAUAGCAAAAGAUUCUUUCCAAUAUCUCAUUAAGUUGAAAACACUCGAUUUAUCUGAAAAUGAGAUUUUUUCUUUAAAUUUUAAUAUUUCUACUCUACCAAUCAAACAAAUUCGCUUAAGUCAAAAUGUAAUAACUACAAUUUUAUCAGAUACUUUACAAAAUUUACCUAAUUUAAAUGAUUUGGAGUUACAAAUGAACUAUUUAACUUGGGAAGAUGUAAUUCAAAUAUAUAUUCCUGGUUUAAAAACUCUUGUUUUGUCAAAAAACGAUUUUACACAUCUUGAUAACAGAACUUUUUCCCAUUUACUAUCACUUCGAACUCUAACAUUGGAAACGUCAAACAUAUCGCAGUUACCUCCAUUAAUUUUUAUUAAAAACCAAAAUUUACUUAAAAUCAACCUUGCGUAUAAUAAUCUCAGAGAAUUGGAUAAGGAUGUAUUCGCAUAUACUACAAUAUUACAAGAGCUAAACUUAAAAGGUAACCGAUUUACAGAUUUUCCACAUGUUGCCUUAUUUAAUAUCAGUUCUCUUGAAACUUUAGACUUAAGUCAAAAUCAAUUGCAAAGUAUAGAUUUCUAUAAACUUAUAGGCUUGCACAAUUUAAAAUCUUUGAUUUUAUGUCAAAAUGAUAUUUCUGUUUUAUACGGCUUUAAAUCACCGUCGCUAAAAAAUUUAGCAUCUAUAAAUUUGAGCAAUAACAUGAUUACAGUGCUUCCACCAAAUUUUCUUCAACAUUCAGUUGGCUUAAAAGACGUAGAUUUAUCGAACAACUUGUUCAAACAUAUUCCUAAUAGUCUUUCGGAAUCCCUUUUUCCGUCAUUAAGAACAUUAAAUAUGUCUUUUAAUUCGAUAGAACAGCUACUACAGACAUAUCCAAUUAAACAAUUUCCGUCAUUAGAAGAGUUAAUCGUUACCAAUACAGAAUUGAUACUUAUAACUAGCGUAGACUUCGAUUAUUUUCGUUCAUUAAAGAAAUUAAAUUUGUCGCACAAUGUCAUCAAUCUACUUUCACCUGGUGCAUUUUCAAAACUGCUCAAACUUGAAGUGAUGGAUUUAAGUCAGAAUGAACUAGAAUACCUUCCAGGAGAAAGACUGCAAGGCUUGCACUCAAUACGCAUGAUCAAUGUAUCAAGAAACAUCAUUAAAGGAUUGGAAGAGUUUCCGUCAGAUUUACAGAAGUUACAAGUUCUGGAUUUAUCCUUUAACCAUAUUACAAAAAUAACAAAAAAUGCAUUCAGAAAUCUCCGAAGUUUGACAGAUUUAUAUUUGAAUGGUAACUGGCUUACAGUAAUAACAUCAGGCGUGUUUGCUAAGUUAAAGAAAAUAACACAUAUAGACUUGAGUCGAAAUUAUUUUCAAAUAAUACAGAUGACAAUAUUAGCUUCUCUUGAAACUCAAAUCGAAACUAUAUCAUAUGAUGAAAAUCCUAUUACUUGCGAUUGCGCAUCUCAAGAACUUUGGAAAUGGAUGCACGAUCACCACAAAAUUAUUUUAAAAGGAAGUAAAAAUUUGCGAUGUAAAUACCCCGAAGAGUUGCAUGGGUUGAGUUUUUUAGAAGUGAAAUCUCAAAAAUUUUGCGAUGUACCCAUCGUUAUUCGAAUCGCCAUACAAGACAUUCAGACACAUUCAGUUUUAGUUUCAUGGCAAAGUCGUAAUCAAUCUGGACUGAAUGGAUACCAAGUCGCUUAUUUUAGAGAACACAUGACAACCAUCGUUCAAGGGAAAAUCCUGAAUUCAACAGCGAGAACCACACGAUUAAACCAUCUGACGCCAGGGGCUAGAUAUGUGAUUUGUGUCAUUGCCAUCGUUGAUUUUGACAACACUCCUGGGUUGCCAAAUGCUAGAAUAGCGCUGACAUCAAUGGGAAACUCUGCGGUUAAUAAUGUACAUGGGGACGAAAUAAUAUUUACAGACCUUCAAACGAAUAUGAAUGAUUCUCAUACAAGUAAAUGCACAACGGUUCGUACAUUAGAAAUAUUUAAUACGCCGUUGAACAGUAAACUUUACAGUACUUUUAUGGAAAUCAUAGAAGUGUUGACGAGAAGACUAAGCUUGGUUGUGGGAUGUUGUAUAGCGCUGAUAGUUUUCAUUGUAUUCGUGUCAGUAUUAGGAUAUAUGCAGAAUAAAAAACGACCUGUACUGCCCAAAAACCAUAUUCAGCACCCGCCUCAGUAUAUAUCGUAUGAUAAUUAUGCAGAAACGAACGUAGAUACUCAGACCACUGAUCUAGAUAUAAACACUAUUUCUACACACAUUUCCAUAUGAGUUCUGGUUGUAAUAAUGUCUUACCGAUGUAAUACGUUCAAACAUUUACCGCCAUAUUCCUAAACAUGGAUAAAGGUUCAGGCUUCAAUUUUCUUCAAAGUAAAGUCGACCUAAAUUACGACUGUUUAAACUUCACUUUACUUUAAAGAAAUCUGAGGUUUAAAUCCUAAUCUAUGUCUAUUCAUAUGGCCUUAAAGAUACGUUAUAAAUAGUUGAAAGUCUGAUAAAGUGAACAAUUAAAAUUAUUAUAGGUUUUUUCAUAUUGUGAUAUCUGAAAUUCAUUAAUAUCACCUUGUUUUGACUUCAUAUAUUUUUAUUAAAAGUCUGAAAGGUAACUAUCCUAUAUUGGUGAUUUGUAUAGUAUAAAUUUUAAUUGUUUGAUUAUAUUAUAGAUAUAAUACUGGUGAUAUGAUGAUAAAACUGACUAGGUAAAUUGGUAAUUUAAACCUUUUGAAAAGUAUUAAUUAUUUCUAAUACAAUUUCAAAAGUAAUCGAAUUAGUCACCAGUAUUAUAUCUAUUAUUAUUUAUGGAUUUUAUAUAAGUUUUAUGCGGAGGCGUUAAACGUCUCAUGCUCUUGUAAUACAAUAUUUAAUUAAAUGUACCAAAAAUAAUUAAUUAAUUUAAAAGUAAAUUGUAUAUAUUGUAAAUAAAAAAACCCGCCAAACUAGAAGCGUAAUGUUUAUAUUGUAAUAAUUGUAAGUAAUUAAAAUAGUAAAACAAUAUAGCUUAAUAUCGACGAACGAACAUUUAUGGGAUUUUAAAGGCUAAGUUACUUUGUAAGUAAGACGAAAAUAUCAUCCUCUAGUUUAUGAAGAAUGUGUAAUUGCUACAGAUAGAAUUACUGUUUUAAAACUGAAACGAUCCAUUUUAAAAUAAAGGAUUGUAGUGUUGAUAAUAAAAGAAUUAAAAUAU